UUCAAGUUUAAGCUGAUCCUUUAGGAAGUUUUCGAAGCAUAGGUUGGUUCAUGUAAGGUUACACAACUCGUAACAAUUGUGUAUUACCGAUCAUAAAAAGAUGGCCACUUCUAUUGGGGAAAACUCUAAGGAAAGCAGUUCUUCCACUCUAGCAAGGCUUGCUCCUCUUCAAGCCGUACUAUUUGACAUUGACGGAACUUUAUGUGAUUCAGAUCCAUUCCACUAUCUUGCAUUCCGUGAGAUGCUUUUGGAGAUAGGAUACAAUGGGGGAGUGCCAGUUGAUGAGGAGUGGUUUGUCAAGACUAUUUCUGGGAAACACAAUGAUGAUCUUGUCUCUGUACUUUUUCCUAAUGAUCACGAACGGGGUGUAAAAUUCUUGGAUGACAAGGAAGCUUUGUUUAGAAGGUUGGCAAAAGAACAGUUGAAGCCUCAAAAUGGUCUCUACAAGUUGAGAAAGUGGAUAGAAGAUCAUGGUCUGAAACGAGCUGCAGUUACCAAUGCACCUAGAGCUAAUGCUGAACUAUGUAUAAAUCAAGUUGGCCUUGCUGAUUUCUUUGAUGCACUUAUUCUUGGAAGUGAUUGCAAGCAUGCAAAACCAUAUCCCGAUCCAUACUUGAAGGCCCUUGAAGUGUUGAAUGUAUCAAAAGAUCACACAUUUGUAUUUGAGGAUUCUGUCUCAGGAAUAAAAGCUGGGGUGGCUGCUGGAAUGUCUGUCAUUGGUUUGGCGAACCGGAAUCCAUCUCAGUUACUUAUGGAAGCAAAACCUGUUUUUCUUAUUAAAGAUUAUGAAGAUCCAAAGUUAUGGGCAGCUCUUGAGGAGAUUGACAAGAAGUUUGCCACCAGAAAGACUACAACAUGAGGCAUAUACAAUUAAGAGGUGAAAGUUGGACAAAGAACUUACUCACAUUCUAUGUUUACAAUUGAGUGUACUUUAUUGCAUAGAUAGUGACAAUUUGUACAGCAAAACUGCAUGAUGUUGGUUACACCUAAUUUUAUGAUAUUUGCUUUAAAGUUUGAAUUCAUGUUA
Molecule: messenger RNA, 1027 nt
Organism: Solanum lycopersicum (tomato)
Lineage: Eukaryota; Viridiplantae; Streptophyta; Magnoliopsida; Solanales; Solanaceae
Product: haloacid dehalogenase-like hydrolase domain-containing protein Sgpp
Source: RefSeq, a predicted model, not a curated record